Eutrema salsugineum is the source of this 1586-nucleotide messenger RNA. Its product is annotated as protein-tyrosine-phosphatase PTP1. The transcript is spliced from 9 exons. Lineage: Eukaryota; Viridiplantae; Streptophyta; Magnoliopsida; Brassicales; Brassicaceae. Gene Ontology annotation, biological process: protein dephosphorylation. Gene Ontology annotation, molecular function: protein tyrosine phosphatase activity. The record is from RefSeq and is a predicted model, not a curated record. The coding region runs from base 195 to 1244 and encodes 349 amino acids.
UGGCCAUCGACUUUAGUAAAGUAUCGAUAAUUGGAUGCUUAAAAGAAAAUGCGCACCAAAUCAAAAGGCAAGUUAGUAAUCUGAGCCAGCCAAUCAAAAACUUCUACACACGAGAAAAAGGUCGCCUCUCUCCGCCUCACACGACGGGCAAUCUCACUUCUUGCCGUCGCCCUAGAUCCCACCGGCAAUCGGCCAUGGCGACCGCAAACCCCGGAACGACGUCUCCCGCCGCGAAUCUUACCACCGGCUCCAUCGACUCGAAGCGUUUCGAUUUCUCAUCCGCUGAUUCGCCUCCUUCAAAGCUUUCUCUCUCGCCCGAUCAGCUCAGUUAUUGCCACAAAGCUCUCGGGAUUUUCAGGGAUAAGAUCCUAGAUCGUGACUCGAUCGCGCGGGAGUUUGCCAAUUUGCAGGCUAAUAGGUUGUGGCCCUCGGAGAUGCAGCUAAGGUGUACAGUGGCUAUGAACAGUGUCAAUUCUGAGAAAAACAGAUACACAGACGUUGUGCCAUUUGACAAGAAUAGGGUUCUUCUGAAUCCAUGCAAAGACUAUCGAUCACCUGCAAAGGGAUAUGUCAACGCAAGCUUCAUCAAGACGUCUUCGUCGUCUGAGAGUGUUUCUGAGUUCAUAGCUACACAAGGUCCUCUACCAAACACGAUGGAGGACUUCUGGGAGAUGGUGAUUCAGCAGCAUUGCCCAAUCAUAGUUAUGCUCACUCGGUUGGUCGACAACUAUAAGACUGUUAAAUGCGGGGACUAUUUUCAAGCCGAAGAUAGACCUAGAGAAUUUGGCAGUAUAUCUGUUAUGACAAAAUGGGUAAAGACUACUGAUACUUCAUUAAUGUUGCGGAAUCUUGAGGUUAACUACAAGGAGACAGAGGAUCAGCCUAUGUCAGUUUUGCAUAUUCAAUAUCCGGAAUGGCCUGAUCAUGGAGUUCCCAAGGAUACUGUGGCUGUCCGUGACAUUCUAAAAAGACUGUAUCAAGUACCGCCUAGUCUCGGCCCAAUCAUUGUACACUGCAGUGCAGGUAUAGGAAGAACAGGAACAUAUUGUGCGAUACAUAACACAAUCCAGAGAAUUCUUGCUGGCGAUAUGUCUGCAUUGGAUCUUGCUAAAACCGUGGCAACAUUCCGCAGCCAACGCAUUGGCAUGGUCCAAACCAUGGAUCAAUACUUCUUUUGCUACAAUGCCAUUGUUGAUGAAUUAGAAGAUCUAACUGUGGGGACAAAUGCUGGAACAAGUUCAUAAAGCUGAAUGCUACAUUGUCUUGUGGUCAUCUGCAUAGAAGGGGUAAAGAGGAAGAUGCUUUUAUACGCAAAUGUAUCUAAUCAUCUUCUUAACCUGACUAUGGAGAAACCGGUGUGGAUGGAUCGAUCAUCUUGUAGUGUCUCUUGUGAAAAAGAGUCUUUUUGAGACUCUUCGAUUUCUGUAAAUUUCCAGAUGUGAUGAAAAGUUGUUUUUUUUUCGAACUUAUGCUGUGGAAGUGCUGACUAAAGAAGCAAAUGAAAUGCCAAGAUUGUUUUAAAAGACUAGAAAUUGAAUCGGUUUGAUUUGGUUGGAGCUGAAUACAAUUUACUUGUUUUCACUAAA